Messenger RNA from Papilio polytes (common Mormon), 546 nucleotides. Its product is annotated as calexcitin-2-like. The record is from RefSeq and is a predicted model, not a curated record. The transcript has a single exon. NCBI's taxonomy places the organism in Eukaryota, Metazoa, Arthropoda, Insecta, Lepidoptera, Papilionidae. Bases 1 to 546 code for a protein of 181 amino acids. Gene Ontology annotation, molecular function: calcium ion binding.
AUGGUUUCAGAAUACAGAAAGAAGAAGUAUUUAGAUAUUUUCGGAUAUUAUGAUACUGAUAACAAUGGAAAGAUCGAGAAGAAAGAUUUUGAGACAACAGCGGCGAUGUUAGCUAAGUCGCCGGACGGUAAGAUCGAUGAAGCGAAGCACAAGGAGUAUCUCAACACGCUCCUAGCCAUCUGGAGCGGCUUGCAGCAGGCUGACACCAACAAGGAUGGACAUGUGUCUGCCGAAGAAUGGGUAGCUCAAUGGGACGCUUACGCCAAAAAUCCUGCUUCCCCGUACGAGUGGCAGAAAAUCUACUGCAAGUUUUCCUUCGACAUCCUCGACGCCGGAAACGAUGGUAGCAUCGACAGUGAUGAGUUCGUAAAGGCGUAUGAAGCUUGGGGAUUCAAGAAAGAGGACGCUGCCAAGACUUUUGGUAAAUUGUCUCAAGGCAAAUCAUCAUUGUCAUGGACAGAGUACCAGAAGCUGUGGCAAGAGUACUUCACCACUGAGGAUACCAACGCAGUCGGAAACCUGCUGUUUUCAUCUCCCUCGCCUUGA